Podarcis muralis (Common wall lizard) is the source of this 3215-nucleotide messenger RNA. RefSeq names its product transmembrane protein 150C (gene TMEM150C). Lineage: Eukaryota; Metazoa; Chordata; Lepidosauria; Squamata; Lacertidae. The record is from RefSeq and is a predicted model, not a curated record. Gene Ontology annotation, cellular component: plasma membrane.
GGCCGCAGGAGAGAUGCUUUUCAGCAGCCAUUAACAUGCCCAGAACCGUAGUCUGAAAGCUGCAUUCGGGACCCGUAGGAAGCUCUAAGUCAAAGCUUCCUCGACUGAAAUUGCGCGCGCGCAUGCAUGCCUUGCCAUUUUGCAGGCAUCUGUGUGGCCUACUGUUUUGGGAGCUGAAAUGCCCUUCUCAGUUUUGCCUCUUUCGCCACACACUCAUGUGCACCUGUCUCCCUGCCUCAGUGCUCAGGAAGAAGGGCCUGAGGGGGCCCAAGCCAUUAACUGAACUUGGCCCCCGCAUAGGCCAGAAAAAAGAACUGGUGGUGCGCCAUUUUUAGCCUUUUGCGCGCCCCACCCCAGCCUGAAUGCACAAAGCACAUGGCAGAGAGCGAAGGAGAGAGAGAGGCGCCUUCGAGGCUCCAGUCGAGUAGGCGGCAGGGCCAAAGCCUUGCAUGUGAGCUCGCCCCACAACGAAGGCAUGGAUGGGAAGAAAUGCAGCGUAUGGAUGUUCUUACCUCUUGUGUUGACGCUGUUUACCUCAGCAGGACUGUGGAUUGUGUAUUUUAUAGCAGUAGAAGACAACAACAUUAUUCCGCUAAAUGUGCUGGACAGGAAGGAAGGUCCCCAAAAGCCUCCUUAUAUAAGGGUGACCAGAUCCAAAGGAGUGCAGGGCACCUAUGUGUAGAAGAAGGGAGUUUGGCAGCGCUUGUCGUGGCUGUCCUUCGCUUUAUUCAGCUAAAACCAAAAGUUUUGAAUCCCUGGCUCAAUGUGAGCGGCCUGGUGGCGUUGUGCUUGGCCUCCUUCGGAAUGACUUUGCUGGGCAAUUUCCAGCUUUCGAACGAUGAAGAAAUCCAUAAUGUGGGCACAUCCCUGACCUUUGGUUUCGGCACCCUGGCCUGCUGGAUUCAGUCUGCCCUAACGCUCAAAAUAAACCUGAAGAAUGAAGGAAGGAAAGCUGGGAUCCCACGAGUCGUCUUGUCGGCAGCGAUAACCCUCUGCGUCGUCCUUUAUUUCAUCUUGAUGUCCCAGAAGUUCCACAUGCACGCUGCGCGGAUACAGUGGGGAAUGGUGAUGUGCUUCCUCUGCUACUUCGGCUCCUUUGCUGUGGAGUUCAGACACUACCGCUUCGAGAUCAUCUGCUCCGAGUACCAGGAGAACUUCCUCAGCUUUUCCGAAAGCCUCUCCGAAGCGUCCGAGUACCAAACAGAUCAGGUGUAACCCAGGCCACUCUCUCUUUCCUUUUGUCGUGGCUUUAGGUUCCCGUAGACACAUGGUUGAACCCCUGGUCCUAUUCCUCCCCCUUUUCUUUUUAAAAUACUUGUUCAUUUUCCACGCCUACAAGUUGCCAAAAAGUAUUUCCCCCCAAAAAACUAGGUAUUUUAAGAGACACGGAACUGCCACCGCCCUCUGUGCCUCUUUCCCCCACUUCCUCAUGAUGUGUUUUGCAACGCAAUGUGCGAUGCAAUGUAAUACCAGCAUCUCCCCAGGCACCUCUCAUCGUUGGCCGGCUGAAGCGGGUGAAAACGCAGUCACAUCCUAUUCUGUGUCAUGUUGUGGAUGUCGCAAGGAAGAGGCAGCAAAGGGAUGUGGGGGCCGCUUUAGGAGGUCUAGUCCCACCCUAAGGGUACCUAGGAAAGGUGGGAGGCAGGAGUCUUCUGAAUUCAUCGGUGUGGCUGCAAUACAGUUCAGAACAAGAUUGGCGCCUUUGCUGCUAUGGGCCUGGCUGUCCAUCAGCUUCCUGUACUCCCUCCCUUAAAUGCAAAUUUUGAACCGCAGGAAGGGCUCCCAGAAAAGGUAGCUGCCUCCCCUCACUCUCACCCCUAGUGCGCCAGGGAAUUUGCUCCCAGUCUGUGCCAGUCUCUGCGAUCUAGGGAGUUCCUUCAUUUCUGGAUUUGCUCCUCGGUUGGGAAACAUGGAAGCUGCAGCUUCUGGUGCAGGCUUCCCCAACCUGCGGCCCUCCAGAUGUUUUGGCCUACAACUCCCAUGAUCCCUAGCUAGCAGGACCAGCGGUCAGGGAUGGUGGGAAUUGUAGUCCAAAACAUCUGGAGGGCCGAAGGUUGGGGGUGCCCGUUCUAGUGUCUGCCUACCUCCAUUCCUUGCUUCCACCUUCCCCACACCCCCUACCCUGCCAGUUGCAGCAAGCAGGUCUCUGAAGAUGCCACACAGAGGAGGAGGCAUGGACCUGGUACGUGCAUGCAUGGAAGGAAGACGAGGAGCCACAGCUACUUAGGUCUCUUGCUUCAGAUGCAGAUUUAACAGGUUACCCCCAAGCUGCAGCCUGCUAUUGCAUUACCUCCCUCCUUAUUGUGUGGCACAAGUCUUUUAAAAGCGGAAGGGCCUUGCUGGAAGGGGGAAAGCUGGCAAACCUUGAAGCAGCCUAGUCUACUAACUAAAGCAUCAGGGCAAAGGGGAGAGGGGACCUCUCAUUCUUCUCCUGAAACUCAGGGGUUAGGGUUGCCACCUUUCCCCUAAACGUUAGGGCUUUGGUGGUUUUCAGAACCAUGCUGAAAUACUGCAGGUGACAAUUUGCUGGCUAGGAGGAGGAUGAAUGAAGUUCACCCAAGGACCACCUACAUUUUUAAAUAAACGCAGCCAACAUUCCUUAGUUCUUUUCUCCUGCUGUUGAUGGGCAUGGGGUUUGGUUCAGGGCUUCCAAGUUAAAUGAUUGGAAAUGAAUGCAUGGUCAAAACAUGGGAGAGUAUCCUGUGAUUGCAUUGGGCCAAAGUCUGCUGUUGGACAUGGACUAUUUUGCUUUAAAAAAACAAUCCACUUCACUAUGUAAAGUACACAAACGUCUCAAUAAGUAGAAAGGUAGGUUUGGGGGAGGGGCUGUAAGAGGUGAAACCAAGACAAAUGAGUUUUAUACACAGCAUACAGCAACUGAGAUGCACACAAAGACACAUAGCUAAAAUAGGCUUCUGUUCAAAUGUGUUUUACUGUAAAUAUUAUGUGAUGUUGUUUUUUUAAAAAAGAAAAUGUUUUACGUUGUAUCAUUUUAUAUUUUGAAAUUUUAUCGGAAGGAAAAAUCCGUUUGUGAAAGGUUUUUCAUUUUUGUUUUUCCUGAUAUGCAACCACUCAAGCUGAAAUUCAAGCUUUUUUUGGUGAUAUAUUGUACAUUUCUUAAAAGAAUUUCUUAUGGCACAUUUCAGUACAGCUGAGCAAUGACUUAAUUCCUGUACACUAAAACAUGACCACUAAAUAAAUUUCUUUUAUGGAGA